UCAAAACGGAAAUAAAAUUAGAAAAUUAAUAAUUUAUAAUUACAAUUGAUCAUAUUUAUAUCCUUAGUUCAUGUUUAUUCUAUAAUUUCAUUCUUUUAUAUCUCACAUGUUCUUAAUUCAAUUAUAUUGGUUUAAUCAAAGAUCUGAAACAAUGAAUGUACUGCAAAAAGAAAACUCAGACGUACUAAGAAGUUAUGAGGAAAUGACGUUAUUAACAGAAAUUUCUAAUGAAUCUGAAUGCCAAGAAAAUGGAAUACUGAAUACUACCAUGUAUGGAAUGAAAGAUGUCACUGACUAUCUUCUAAAUAAAAACUACAAUCUAGAUUGUUCCACUGAGUUUUGUAUUACUACAAAUAUAUCUCUGCACAGUGCAGUAAUGUUGAAUAAUGUACAAUUGAUCAAAAAGCUUUUGAACAAAGAACCAUCAAUUUCAGCUAUUGAUCGAGGUAACAAUACUCCGUUACAUCUUGCUUUUAUGCUUGGUUAUGAUGAAGUGACUGAUUUGAUUUUAAAUUACAUAAGAGAGGCUUGUAAUUAUAUUAAUUUAAAAAAUAAAUAUGGUCUUAGUCAUUUGCACAUUGCUUCAGCCAGAGGAAAUGCAUUCAUCACACAAAAAUUUAUAGAAGCUGGUGGUAAUGUUGAUGAGUUUGUAAACGAAGACUCUCUACUAUAUGCAGGAUACACAGCACUGCGAUUUGCUUGUGCAUACAAAAGAGUGGAAACAAUAAAAGUCUUGACAAAAGCUAGUAGUUUGCAUGGUACAACUAUAGAUGAAGACACUAAUAAUAUGCCUCAUGACAAUUUGGAAUUAUUUAAAAAUCUAACUAAAUUUCUCAUCAACUUGCAGCAGAAUGAAGAAAGUAAUUGCAUACCAAACUUUCACUUAGCAUGUUUCAAGGAUAACUUGACAAUUGUAAAAGAUCUUCUGGAGAAAAACGAAGAUAUUAAUGCUUUAAUUAACAGAAACUCACGUGCAAAUCCAUUAUUUACACCUUUGCAUAUGGCUAUUGAAGGUGAAACUGAAUGGAAGAAUGAAAAGGUGAAGUUACUAUUACAAGAAGGUGCUAACAUCGAUGGACGAAAUGGAUUCUGUAUGACUGCUCUACAUCUGGCUAUGUACAAUCACAUUUACAAAGAUAAAAGCAAAGAUCCAUUGGAUAAAAUAAAAGAAGAUGAAACAUUAAAGUUGGUCUAUACAGCCAUGAAAAAUAAGCAAGCAAAUCUGAUGGAUUGUAAUGGUCUAACUUACUUUCACAUUGCAGUGACUAUGAAUGAUUUCCAGUUGGUGAAAAAAUUUCUGAACUCUGGUGAAAAUAUUAAUCAACCAGUACUCAAAAACUUGCGUCAGUUUUCUACAUACACUCCGUUACAUUUUGCAGUAAAAUAUGGACAUGAGAAUAUGGCUAAAUUACUUAUCAAUCGAGGUGCAGAUGUGAAUGCUAACAACGAUGAUCCGCAGUUCGACACUCCUCUUCAGUUGGCCAUUAAAUAUGGUCAUCAUCGACUAAUAGAUCUGCUGUUGAAGAAUAAAGCCAAUGCCAAAGUGAUACAAAAAAAUGGUAAAAAAACAACGUUACAUUUGCUGGCUGAACGAUUUGGAAAGACAAAAAUUAACACAAGCGCGGGUCUUGAAGAAAAAGGUGAACUCCAAAAUUUUGCCUAUAAAUUUGUCAGACUUGGUGUAGAUGUUGAUGCUAUCGAUUCGGAAAGUUCAACAGCUUUGCACAUUGCAUGCUCAAAGAUGUACGAUAGCAUUCAUUUGGUUAAUUGGUUACUGAUGGUCGGUGCUGAUAUAGAUGUAAAGAACGACGACAAUGAGACGCCUUUUGGAGUUGCUUGUGGAAGCGGUUUUCGAGGUAAUUACAAUGACUUUCUUAUGCUGUAUCUUCAUGUGCAAAAACUAAAAGAUUUGAAACUGAAGAUUGAUGAAAAAAAUGAAAAAUUUUGUCGCUUGGUAAUGAAGAGGAAAAUACAGUGGAUGAACAACGAUGAUUGGAUUACUGUUGAAAGGUCUUUUAGUAAACAAGAGCUGGAUAGGAAAAAGCAAGAGAGACUUUGUGAAAUUGAAAAACUCAAAGUGGAUAUGGUUACAGAAAAUAUUUCACUGUACGAUUAUGUGAAGAUGGAUGGGAAACAAGCGGCAGAAUACGUUGAGAAUGAAAAGCUGAAGAAAAUCGUGGAUCAGGAUGCUUGGGAUGAAUAUGAAGUGUAUGGAUAUCUCAUUCCAACUGUAUAUCGAAAAAGUCUCAAGUGGUUGGCAAGUCAGAAAUCCUGAAACAUUGAUUAUCAUUAAUAUUAUUAAACUCCUCAAAAAUAAAGUGAGAUACGUGUGCAAGAAAGUAAUUUUACCCUCGUAUGUUUUCUUUACCCUUGCUUUCUUCGAGCGUAAUAUAUUUACACAAGGCUAAAAUCUUUUUCUCGCACUAGUAUCGAAAUAGUACAUUACGAUACAAGUGCAGGAAAUUAGAUUCUUGUCUCAUGUAGCGUUUACGCCCGAGCGAAGCGAGGGUGUAAAGGUACACGAAACGAGAAACUCUUUGCGCACGGAAUGUCGAAAUAUAUUAUUUCGAUAUGACGUGCAUGAGACUUGAAGCGCACAUGCUUUCCUAAGCGUGCGUGUCAAUUGAGUCCUUCCAUACGAAGUAUUGAAAAUAAUAUAGCUUCUUGUAAGUAUAUUAGAAUUACUUACGAAGAAAAGUAGUAUAUCACUAUAUAAAUCGUUUUAAAGAACAAUUAUUCAAAGAAAAUUUAAUGAUAUGUUCUUGUAUAUACAUGGAUUGAUUUUUUCUAGAAUGAUCGUAAAAUUUUGACAGAUAGUUGAAAAUAAAACUUAAUAGCAG
This is a messenger RNA of Phymastichus coffea, 2840 nucleotides long. RefSeq names its product ankyrin-1-like. The coding region runs from base 107 to 2275 and encodes 722 amino acids. NCBI's taxonomy places the organism in Eukaryota, Metazoa, Arthropoda, Insecta, Hymenoptera, Eulophidae. The record is from RefSeq and is a predicted model, not a curated record. The transcript is spliced from 2 exons. Gene Ontology annotation, molecular function: protein binding.